GGCAGUCGUAGUCGGCUCAAUCACCUCGCCUCGUAAUAUUAUUACUAUAGUGUUCACCACUCCCACCUUUUCGCAACACCGUGCACCGUAUACGAAUACCGGUCCGGUACUAUAGUCCGGUCGUCGUGUACUCGUGUCUAUUUCAGUCAGAAAUGACAGUCUGUAUAUUUUCUGCAAUUCUGUUGGUAUUUGCUCGUUGUUCACCCGCUUCCCGUAAUUCCUGUUUUAACGACAUACAUCAUUAUUACAAUCUGUGCCUAUAAUAUUGAUAUUAUAGUAGGCCAGACCGCCAGAGCACCGUUCGUUCGCAGUCCACACGUCUUGUCCGCCGCGUACCUGUAGUCCAUAUCCGAUAACAAUAAUAUAAAAUAUUAUCGAAUAUUUAUAUUCCAUUCAGUUGUCUUGUGAGCAGUAGGUUAGGUUAGGUAAUAUAUAGUAUUUUUUUUUACUUCUCGUUUUUUCACCGUCGCACUUUCGUGUCCUGCGGUCGACACUAUUCGAUCGCACCCCAUACCGAAGUGUAACAGUUACCCGUAAGUCACGAUGACUGAAAAAGAAGUGAAAAAAUACUCAAUGGCCGAGGUCGUUGAAAAUGCGAACGCUACAAACCCGUGGAUCGUGAUCAACGACUGCAUAUACGACGUCACAGAAUUUCUAAACGAUCAUCCCGGUGGCGAAGAGGUCCUGUUGGAACAAGCUGGCAAGGACGCGACCGAGGAGUUUGAAGAUGUAGGACACUCGAGUGAUGCACGUGAAGUCAUGCAAAAAUACAAGAUUGGAGAACUUAUAGAAGAGGAUAAAAGACAAAAUAAGAAACCUGUGAACAAACCAACACCUGUAUCAUCAAGUGCAUCUGGAGAUGAUUUUAGUCUUUGGAAAUCGUGGUUGCUGCCUUUGACAAUGGGAGUGCUUGCUAUCUUCGUUUACCGAUACUUUAUUGCUUCAUAAAAGAUCAAAGUUAUUUAAGUUUAUCAUAAAGUUAUUAUUGUCAACCAAAGUUCUGGGUUAACUCAAAAAUAUUGUCUUUAAAUCCCUUUUGUGUAUUUUGUCAAUGGUCAAUCAUUAAGCUACAUUCCAUUCUAUGUUUACUGUUUACAUAAUGUUUUCAUUAAUAUGAUCAUAAAACAAGAAAGAUUGGUAUAAAUCUAAAUAUUACUAUUAAACUUUAAUAUUAAAAUUAAUAUGACCGUUUAAACAUAAAUACAGUGGCUAGACAUGGUAGAAAUUAGUAAUUCUUGGAAUUUAGUAUUAUUAAUGUUUGAAUUUUCAAAAAAAUAUAUUCAUACAUACAGAAAUAAA
This is a messenger RNA of Acyrthosiphon pisum (pea aphid), 1299 nucleotides long. It is a transcript of the gene Cyt-b5, whose product is annotated as Cytochrome b5. The record is from RefSeq and is marked validated. Gene Ontology annotation, cellular component: membrane; intracellular membrane-bounded organelle. Gene Ontology annotation, molecular function: heme binding. Lineage: Eukaryota; Metazoa; Arthropoda; Insecta; Hemiptera; Aphididae.